UCGUUUCCCACUUUCCACAACACUUCAAUUCAGAAAUCAAUCAUCAAACAAACAACCAAAAUCAAUCAAAAUGGUCAAAGCAGUUGCUACCGUCCGAGGAGACUCGAAGAUCUCUGGAACCGUUACCUUCGAGCAGGAGUCUGAGAGCUCCCCCACCACCAUCACUUGGGAUAUCAAGGGCAACGACCCAAGUGCUAAGCGUGGCAUGCACGUCCACCAAUUUGGUGACAACACCAACGGCUGCACAUCCGCUGGCCCCCACUUCAACCCACACGGCAAGACUCACGGUGCUCCCACGGAUGAGACCCGUCACGUUGGUGAUUUGGGCAAUUUCGAGACCGAUGCUCAAGGCAAUGGCAAGGGUUCCACUACAGACAAGCUCAUCAAGUUGAUUGGCCCUGAGAGCGUCAUUGGCCGCACCGUUGUUGUUCACUCCGGAACUGAUGAUCUCGGCCAAGGUGGCAAUGAGGAGUCCAAGAAGACUGGCAAUGCCGGUACUCGACCUGCUUGUGGUGUUAUUGGCAUCGCAGCUUAAGUUCCUAACACAGAAAAUAUGUGGAAGGGUAUGAAAAGUAAGCCG
Molecule: messenger RNA, 580 nt
Organism: Mollisia scopiformis
Lineage: Eukaryota; Fungi; Ascomycota; Leotiomycetes; Helotiales; Mollisiaceae
Product: cupper/zinc superoxide dismutase
Exons: 5
Coding region: 71-535 (154 amino acids)
Biological process (GO): removal of superoxide radicals
Molecular function (GO): superoxide dismutase activity; copper ion binding
Source: RefSeq, a predicted model, not a curated record